AUGCAGAUGCACUUCUCAGUGGUUCCGACUGGCCCACCACAGCAAGGAAAGAAGGGCUUGAUGGAGGCAGGCGCUUUCUCGGCCAUCUCGUCCUCGAUCUUCUUCUUGGCCUAUGGGUGUCAAGGAUGGAAGGGGUGCGACGCGACAAUCAGACCACUGCAAACGAGCAUGAGCCUGCUCCUUCAUAGCAUCACCCAUGCCACCCAACAUGCUUGCCAUCGCGCCGUAGAGGCUUCGGAAGGCUAG
This is a messenger RNA of Symbiodinium natans, 246 nucleotides long. Lineage: Eukaryota; Dinophyceae; Suessiales; Symbiodiniaceae. The record is from the annotation of a GenBank genome assembly.